CCCAAGUGUCGGCUCGGUGUGCGCGGCGACUUAGGCGGAACGCGCGCUGGGGCACGCGGGCUCACCCCGCGGGAUCUCCGAUGCGACGCCAGAAAAUGGCAUACGCGGCGCCCACGCACAAGGCCAAGGAGGAGGAUAUCAUGGAGUGCUUUCUCUACCCCAACUUCUGCUACGCGUCCGACCCGGACGCGGUGACGGAGGCCAGGCUGAGCGAGGAGAUCGCCAAGUACAACGGGGAGAUCGCACCGCUCGUCGCCGACCACAUCUGGCACAGCGGCAGCCUCUGCUUCCGCCCGAGGACCAAGCAGACGAUGCUGCUGAACCGGACCCUCGAGGGCUCGGCGGUGGAGGAGGAUUACCACACCCUGCCGCACAUUUACGCGAGCCUGCGCUUCGACGAGGACAUCGGGGACGAGUGGCUGACGGUGUACCUGAUAUUCAGGCUCACCAGAGUCUUCGACGGACUCGUCGCCCGGGUGGUGGACUCGGACGGGGAGUUCCUGCUGAUAGAAGCCGCCAACGUCCUGCCGCUCUGGGCGAGCCCCGAGACCUGCCAGGACCGAGUGUUCAUUCACAACGGUGAUAUUCACGUUAUCAGAGAGCGGGGAACGUCGUUUCCCAAUUUGCUCAACAACAUUAACGGCAAGCCACAUAUCUCCAAGAUGUCCGAGAAGGUGCAGCUGGCGCUGCAGAAGCGAGUCGGCGUGUAUCCCGACGAGAUUCAGAAGAGGCGGCACAAGACCAGGGCGUACCUGCCGGAGAAGGCGGCCUCUAUACUCCGCCUAGAGCCAAGAUUCAUCGCGCCAGUGAUUAGAACUAUCUGCCAUUCGGACCCGCUCGAACGCAAAGUUUGUCGCGCCAUGAGGUAUUUCCCUCCCGAGCAACGAACGAUGGUCAAUGUUAAAAUGACCAAGUGUUUGUACGCGAUGGCGACGCACUGCCGUUAUACCGGCGAUCCAAGAACAGGUUGGAACAUACCACCUGCGACUUGCUCAAAAUACAAUGCUCAUGUUCUCGGAGUUAAGAUAGCAUGCGGUUUAGAGAUGCUAGUAGCCCGGGCCAAUGAGGAACGUAGAAAACGUAUCGGAGAACAGUCGGACGUUCCCGACGACGCUGACAAGUUAAAGCUGAACGAACCAGCAUUCAACGCUUACCUAGCUCGUUUAGAGGCGAACGGUUACUUUAGAGAUCUGUUGGAAGGUAGUCAGGAACGUGACACGCUGCUGUCCACGGCGAGAGAGUAUUUCUUGAAGCAUGCGACCUUGUUUGAUAAUCUAACGAGUUUGUGCGAGAGCGAUCCUCAAAAAGUCUUAGAAGCAUGGGAGAACAUACAGACGAAUGACAUUGAGAUGCAUGCUCAAGAUGAGAUUAUGUUGAGUCCCGCGGAUACCGAUAGCUGGCUAAAUGUGAAUCCUACGCAAUUGGAAGCGUACUUGAACCAACAGUGGGGCAACGUUAAGGAUAAAAAGUUGGAUCAGGAACCGCUGAGCCUUCGAGAAAAGGUGCAAUCGUUUCUCAAUCAAACCAGCGACGUUGAUGGCGUGCACUUCUUAGGAGAACAAUCAAUGGACAAUGAUAUGCAAGACACGGAGGACGGCGCGCGAAUAGAUUUCGACGCGGAUGUAUUCGACAGUACGUUAAGAGGCAUCCUAGACCUAGUCGUCCCGGGAGGAGAGGGCGAGUUCGAGGGCAGCUCGGAGGGAUCGCUGGGUGGCGACGACGAGGACAAGGGCGGCGAUAUGGACAAGUAUAUGCGGCUGUUGGACUCGCAGCUGCAGUCGCAGAUGGUAAAAGACGAGAACUCGGUGGCGGACGACGAUAACAAUAGCACGGAUCCCGUAGAGGCAAGUUUGCGAGAAAGUAUCGAAGCCGAGGCCGGCGGCUCCGGCCCGGCCGGGAACAUAAUCGGCGGUCCCGUUCGCAGGCUCAUGCAUCUGCAAUUGCAGUCGCCUACGACGGUGCCGCCCGACUUACAAAGUUAAUGGCACUGCGUAUAGUAAGACGGAUUAACAUAGUCGGUUCACGUAAACAUUCUUACAAUCCUUCGCUUCAUUCUGCAAAGUACAUUAAGCAUUUGCCAUUUCGAAAACAAAGGAGAAAAGACAAUGGACUAAAAUCUCGUUGCUAUCCAAAUUAUUACAUUUAUUACUCAAUAAAAUAUAUACUUAAUGUUAUCGAUCAGAGCACCUUUAUCACACAGUUAGUACCAUUGAUACAUACUUCACAAUUGUACUUUUCAUCACUCGGCUCUAUCACUGUUUUUCAUACAAAUUAUAUAUAUAUAUAUAAUUAUAUAUAUAUAUACAGAUUAUAACAUGUAAGAUGUUAUUACCGCGGCCAUAGUUAGAUGGUAAGAAUCCUAUUUGUAUACGUAUAAUUUGAUUUCCACUUUUGUAACUAAUUUUACUAAGCAUCAGAAUCUUGUGUGUAAAGCUUUGUACAUUUCAAUUAGAAUAAUGAGAGACACGGACGUUUGUUGUAUA
This is a messenger RNA of Vollenhovia emeryi, 2483 nucleotides long. RefSeq names its product protein SGT1 homolog ecdysoneless. The transcript is spliced from 5 exons. The record is from RefSeq and is a predicted model, not a curated record. Bases 81 to 1982 code for a protein of 633 amino acids. Gene Ontology annotation, cellular component: nucleus. Lineage: Eukaryota; Metazoa; Arthropoda; Insecta; Hymenoptera; Formicidae.